AUGACCUCUUCAACCACAGACUCCUGGAAUAACCCUCAAAUCCCUCCUCCACCGCCGUCACCUGCUGUGGUAGGAGCACGCUUCCGCGACACCUCACCUACCGCUGAUGCCGAUUAUGAAGCCCGUUUCCCCGUACUCCCAAAAAUAGAUGAUCCAAACACAGCAAAAACUGCCACCACCGCCACGACCAUUACCGCUGCUGAAAGCUCUCACCCCCAGCGCUCCGAGUCAACCUCACGGGCUCCCCACAAGAAGAAGAGGACUCGCAGCACAGGCGUCGAGGACGCAACACCACGACCACGCCAACCCAUCCCGGUUCCAGGCCAGUAUAUGAAUGUCCCAUACUAUCCUCCGCCUUAUCAGAAUAGCCCAGAAUCGCAUCAGGCAUAUCAAGGAUCUGGAUACUAUGAUAAUGCGUAUGGGUGUGGCAAUGGAGGGUAUUCACCGCACACCCAAAGGAGAUCGCUGCAGGCCUAUCCCUUGGUAUCGCCUCUACAUGUAAGAGAUUCCUUCUGCGGAAACUCUUACCCGCCGCCGCCGCCAGUGCACUAUCCGCACCCGCUGCCGACGCCGCCGCCGGUAAUGGCAUAUAUGAAGAAGGCCCCCAGCGAGGGGAGUGACUGCCAGCAUUACGACAACGCAACCAUACGAGGGUCGCAGAGUAUGAAGGCGUGCAAGAGUGUCCAGGAAGGUGAAGUGUGCGAAAAGAAGCAGGGCGAGGGUGAUAUUUCAUCCAAUACCAAUCCUGAGGAGAAGAAAUGUAGCACACAGAUGUUGCCAUCAGUACCGUACUACGCAACACCGCCUCCAUCACCUACGUUCAGGGUACCCACUGGCUAUCCCUUCCUCGCAGAGACUCUCUCUACAACUCCGUCUCUUCAACUAUACCGCCGCUUCUCAAAGCUUAAUCAUCUCGUGCUUCUGCAUCUCCAGGAUGAGAUAUCAGAGCUUGAAUCUGUCCUUUCCGAUCUCGAUGAGCAAGAGUAUAUUCACAACAACGGUGCGAGCCUACGUGCAAGACGCGGCAUGGGAAGUGAUAGUAGGAGGCUUCAGGUUAUGGGUGCUAUUGCGUUCAAGUUACAGCAGUAUAACAAAGCACUGAAGGGAUAUAGAGAAAUGACGGAUGCCCUUUCACCGAUAGAGAAAGGAGAUCUGGAAGUCUACAAGGCAUGGGUGAUGAAGCGACGACCACUUGUAGAAGCUGAAGGCAGAGUAUUGGGUGAUCAUCCAGAAGACUUAGCAAGAUUACAUCGGAGGCCUAGAAAGUCCGAGGUUGAGUUUUCCCCCGCGUUGAAAAUGGGCUUAACAAUGCUGUCAUGCGGGAUCGCCGGGGUAGCGAGUUUAAGAGUUUCGCGGGCUGCGGAUGUACCUUUGGCUUUGGCGUCUGGAGUGAUUGGUGGUGCAGCGGCUAUGAUGUGGGCGUUUUUCUAG
Molecule: messenger RNA, 1431 nt
Organism: Morchella sextelata
Lineage: Eukaryota; Fungi; Ascomycota; Pezizomycetes; Pezizales; Morchellaceae
Exons: 4
Coding region: 1-1431 (476 amino acids)
Source: RefSeq, a predicted model, not a curated record